This is a messenger RNA of Theobroma umbraticum, 1789 nucleotides long. Its product is annotated as large ribosomal subunit protein uL10y-like. Gene Ontology annotation, biological process: ribosome biogenesis; ribosomal large subunit assembly; cytoplasmic translation. Lineage: Eukaryota; Viridiplantae; Streptophyta; Magnoliopsida; Malvales; Malvaceae. Gene Ontology annotation, molecular function: large ribosomal subunit rRNA binding; structural constituent of ribosome. Gene Ontology annotation, cellular component: cytosolic large ribosomal subunit. The record is from RefSeq and is a predicted model, not a curated record.
GGCUCCAACCAUUUAGGGUUUCCACUUUAGCCAUUUUGUGAAGGGGGAUUUCCCAGAAGCCAAGCAAAAAUGGUUGUGAAUACUUCCAAGAGGGAGAAGAAAGAGAAGUACGACCAGAAACUGUGUCGUCUCCUCGAUGAGUACUCUCAGGUCUUGAUCGUGGCUGCUGACAAUGUCGGCUCCACCCAGAUGCAGAACAUCAGGAAAGGUUUGAGGGGUGACUCCGUCGUCCUCAUGGGAAAGAAUACUAUGAUGAAGAGGUCCAUCAGGCUUCAUGCUGAAAACACUGACAAUGAUGCUAUCAGAAACCUCAUUCCUUUGCUUGUGGGGAAUGUGGGGUUGAUUUUUACCAAGGGUGAUCUGAAGGAAGUUCGUGAAGAAGUUGCUAAAUACAAGGUUGGGGCUCCAGCGCGAGUGGGUCUUAUUGCUCCGAUUGAUGUCGUUGUGCCCCCUGGAAACACUGGCCUUGAUCCUUCUCAAACUUCCUUCUUUCAGGUGCUUAACAUUCCGACCAAGAUCAACAAAGGUACAGUGGAAAUUAUCACCCCCGUGGAGCUGAUUAAAAAGGGUGACAAGGUUGGCUCAUCUGAGGCUGCCCUUCUGUCUAAGCUUGGGAUAAGACCAUUUUCCUAUGGUCUCGUUGUCCUGUCUGUUUAUGACAGUGGAUCAGUCUUCAGCCCCGAGGUGCUUGAUCUAACUGAAGAUGAUCUUGUCGAAAAGUUUGCUAAUGGGGUGUCCGUGGCUGCUUCCCUUUCACUAGCUAUUUCAUACCCAACUCUCGCUGCUGCACCUCAUAUGUUUGUGAAUGCCUACAAGAAUGCUCUUGCUGUUGCUGUGGCUUCAGACUAUUCUUUCCCUCGGGCUGAGAAAGUCAAAGAAUACCUGAAGGAUCCGAGCAAGUUUGCAGUUGCUGUUGCUGCAGCUGCUCCAGCUUCCGGUGCUGCCAAUCAAGAGAAGGUAGAGGAGCGCGAGGAGCCCAAAGAUCUGGUAGAGGAGUCGGAAGAAGAGGACCUGGUUUUUGGUCUUUUUGACUAAGUAAUAAAUAUUCGUAGGUUGAUUUAAAUUACUUAGCAGUUAUCAUUGCUGGAAUUUUUUUAUUCACAUGAUGAUAAUAUGUUGGAUGAUCUUGUUUCCCUUGUUCCACAAUUCAGCUUUUGAAACUUUUAGUGCUAUAGCUUUUAGUUUGUUGAUAUACUAUAGCUUUUGAAAUUCUCCCAUGGGGAGGUACUACUUGCCAAGAAUGAAAGAAGAAAAAAAAAACCAGAAACAUUUCGAUGUCCUGCCAGCACUUGUUCAGGAGAAGCCAUUUUUUUGUAAGCAACAAAACUAGGGGAGGCAUCAUACUUACUAGCAGCAGAUGAACCUUCGUGCAUUGAUGUGACUAGUGGCCGAUUUUCAGCGCGCCCUUGUUUUCCUUUCCACUUCAGCAGUAUAUUCUCUUCCUUUUAAUCUGUUUUUCUCCUCCUCUCCAAGAAAUCCCACAGGCACAGGUAAACUAAAACAGAAAAACAUUCUUGCUGAUUGGUUGAUAUUUUAAGCCAUGACAUCUCAAGGCUUGAGUUUUUGAUGAAGGUGGAGUGUUUGGAGUUGAGGUAUAUCCGAAUCAAAUGUUGAUAAGUUGAUCACUUGAUUUUGCUCUAUUAGUUCUCUAUCGUGUUUAAGCGAGUAUACAUGCAUGGGAUGCUCCGUGCCUCAUAUGAAAUUACAGACGGUAAAGCUAAGGUUCUAAUCCCCAAUGCAGCACGAAUGACGCGUGCACAUACACAAAUAGACAAGAGGCAGUGGGCAA